Thalassophryne amazonica is the source of this 4289-nucleotide messenger RNA. RefSeq names its product family with sequence similarity 184 member A (gene fam184a). The record is from RefSeq and is a predicted model, not a curated record. NCBI's taxonomy places the organism in Eukaryota, Metazoa, Chordata, Actinopteri, Batrachoidiformes, Batrachoididae. The transcript has 22 exons. Bases 1 to 3444 code for a protein of 1147 amino acids.
AUGGCGACCGGUUCGGGCUGGCAGCAGUAUUACUGCCCCGCUGGUCAGGGGAAAUACAACUCGUCCUCCGCGUCCUUCCAGUCCGGCUUGACCAUGGAAUACACACAAGACCUGCACUUAAAGAUGAGCAAGAAAAUCGCACAGCUAACAAAGGUUAUCUAUGCAUUGAACACAAAAAAUGACGAGCACGAGGCAGCUAUCACCACCCUGAAGGAGGCACAUGAGGAGGAGGUGCAGCAGAUACUGUCUGAGACCAGAGAGAAAAUCCUACAGUACAAGAGUAAGAUCAGUGAUGAGAUGGACCUGAAGAGGAGAAUACAGUCUCUGGAGGAGUCUAUGGAGCUCUAUGAAACGAUGAAGAGACAAGCCCUGGCUGAGUUUGAGAACUAUCGCCAGAGGGUGGAGGACAUGCAGCUCUGCACGGAGGCACAGCACACACAGCGUGUUGUAUCCAUGUCAAGGGAAGUGGAAGAAAUACGGAGAUCUUUUGAGGAAAAGCUGCAGUCUUUCAGUCAGGCGCAGGCACAGUUUGAGCAGGAGAAGGCGGCCGCUUUGGAGGAGCUUAAAACUGAGCACAGACAGGAGAUCCAGGAGCUUCUUCUCAGCCACCAGAGCCAGAAUGCAAACUACAGUAAAGACCAAGAGAAACUGGGACAGCUCCAUAAAGCAGAGGUCGAUUCUCUGACGGAGCGGGUGGAGGAGCUCAAACAGGACAAGAAGAGACUGGUGGAGGAGUACGAAGUGAAACUCAGCAAGGCUCAGGCCUUCUAUGAGCGUGAGCUUGAGGCCAUGAAGAGAACCCAACAGCUGACUGCCGACAAUCUGCUGGCAUGGAAACGUACCGAGGCUGAGCUACGGCGAGAAUUCCAAACCCAGGAGGCGGCACUCCAGAAAACUCUUGGAAAACUGAGAGCUGAAUUAGCAAGGGUAACUGAUGACGCUCGAGAAAACCGGGAAAAGUCCUACAAGCUCCACUCUUCACUCAGCACUUCUGAGAGCACUAUCAAGGACUUAAGCAAGCAGCUGGACGAGGUGACUCAAAACUCAGAGAUUGUGGAGAUUCGCCAGAAAGAAGCUGAGUGUGAACUGGAGGCAGCCAGAGACCGAGUUCAACAACAAGCAACGGAAAUACUUCUUAAAGCCAGUCAAAUCAGCAGCUUGCAGGCCACCCACAUGACACAGGAAGCAGCAAUAAGGGAUCUGAAUAACGAGCAAAGUCGUGUGAAGGACAAGGUGGUGAGGAUGGAAGAAGAGAUGGAGGCCCUGCAAAGCCAAAGCCAGGCGCUAGACGAGCGUCAGAAACAACAGAUUCUGUCUCUGGAGAAGACUCUUAAUGAAGAAAGGGCUUCCCAUGAAAAGGCCAUAAACAGUGUGCAAGCUCACUACAAGGAAGAAGCAGCCCAGAUGGCAGAAAGCCAGGUUCGAACUCUGGAGGAAGCGACCAAAAAACACAGAGUAGCCCUGGAGAAUGCGCUUAACAAUGCUGAGAAGGAGAAGAAUCGGCUGCUGGCAAAUCUAGAGCAGCAGUUUCAGAGGGAGCGUCUGUCACUGGAGGAGCAGAAGAUUCUUCUCAGACAGCAGCUGGAGGAGCUGAGAGAAGAGCUGACGUCAAAACUAGCUGCAGCAAGUGAGGAGGUCUCACGGCUACAAGAGAAGGUGAAGCAGGGGGAGCAGGACAUUGGAGCUGCUGAGGGACAAGUCUCCACACUGAAGGGGGCACAAGACAAAUUGCUGGAGGAGCUGGAUGCUACCAGGGCCCGGCUGAGAGAGACGAGCAACCUGCUGACUGCGCUACAGGGAGAGCUGGAGACCCAAACCCGUCAUCAUGAGGCCAAAGUUAUCUCGACCAAAGAAGAGGAGAAACAUAAAAUGGACAAGAUGGCUCUGGAGCUGGAGCUCAAAUGGACUGAAACGCUCAGGCAGGAGUGUAAGAAGCUACGUGAGGAGCUGAGGGAGGAGCAUGAGGAGGACAAGGCAUCAGCAUUGAAGAAGCUGGCACAAAGCAAGGAGCAGGAAUUGAACAACGCCAGGGAGAGCUGGCACAGGAAAGUGGAAGACCUGGUGGAACAGAUCUCUCUGUUGAAGCAGAGUCUGGAGAUGCAGUUGUCCCAGUCCCAGUCAUCGCUGCAGCAGCUGCAGCACCAGUUCAGCCAGGAGCGAGAGCACCUGAGGAUGCAGUUACACGAGCUGCAGACAGAGCACCAGAGGCGACAGCAGCGUCUGCAGGAAGCACACUGCUGUGCCGUGCAGGACCGGGAGCAUGCCAGGCAGAGGGACCUAAAGGACUUAGAGGAGCGUCUUCGGCAUCAUCACCAAGCCGAGCUGCAGUCUCUGAGAGAGGCCCACCGCCAGACCAUCGAGACCAUCAAACAGCAGUCAGAACAAGAGCUGCAAACACUGCGCUUUGAGCUGGAGGAUGAAGGCAAAGCCAUGCUGGCCUCUCUGCGAUCAGAGUUGAACCACAUCCAUGCAUCAGCCAUCGAACACCUGAAACAAACCCACCAACAGGACAUCGCUGCUGCUAAACUGGAGGUGGAGAAAACAGUAGAGACCAACCAGAUACAGGAGCGAGAACUGUUGGUGCGGAUCUCUGAGCUACAAGAAGACUUGUCCAGGAGGAAGAACCACAUCGCUCAGCUGGACCACCAGAUCCACACACUCAACGAGAACAUCAGCACUCUCACAAAGGAGCUGGAACUUAAAGGAAAGGAAGUGCUCAAGAUUCGCAGUGAGGCCAAUCAGCAGAUAAGGGCUUAUGAGCAAGAGUUUAGUAAGAGGCAUGAGAGGGAGAUUGCAGAGAUAAGCGCUUUGCACAACAGAGAGAUGCAGACAAUGCUGUCAGACUUCAACAAAGCCCAAGAAGUCCUCAAAGACAAGAUCUCCGCCCUUCAGAUACUGCUGGAAGCAACAGAGGAGAAGUUCAGGAACAGGGAGAGCCGUCCUGAGGAUCUGCAGGCCAUUGCUGAGCUGAAGGAGAUGGUGUCUGAGAGGGAGUCUCUCGUUAAGAAACUGGUGGAUGACAAGAAGUUCUACCAGCUGGAGCUGGUCAACAGGGAGACCAACUUCAGCAAAGUCUUCAAUGCAAGUCCUAAUGUAGGAGUUAUCAACCCCCUGAUCAAGCAAAAGAGAAAGAAUGAGAAAACAACAGCCAGCAGACUGAGCAGCUCUACCAAUCUCAGAGCUCUGGAGGCAGCAGGCAAGGGCAUAGGUGUGGUGGGUACAAGAAGGGGGCAGCCCCCACAGCCGCACCUGCCCAGCCAUCCAGAGCCUAUCCCCAACUCCCCCCUCCAACACCUUGACCUCAACUCCGACAAACCUCUUCCCCUGCCGACCCUUCCCAACGAACCCAAGAAAUUCACGAGCCCUCCUGAAACAAAGGAGUCCGACCUCGACAUCCCAGAAGAAGAGCGCCAGGAGUGGUUUGCUCAGUAUUUUUCUUUUUGAUUGACCAUAAACACGAAACAAGUAUUCACCACAUCAUCUGUGCCAGAAACAACGAAAGAUACUGAAAAAAGAGAAACAUUACAAUCAUUUAUUUUUCAUGAACAGGUUCAGGGAUCAAUUUACUUUGGAGUCAGUCAGGUACACUGCAGUUAAAGAAUGGAAAUUAGUUCUCAUUUAGCUGUUAAUAAACAGCACUGAACGUGAUGUCAUUUAUUUUCUCUUUCUUAGAAUAUUCCGGUUGUCCACAUCCUGGUUUGACUGAGAAGAAACUGAAUUGAACUCUAACUUGAUUGUCAAACGUCAUCAGUUUUAUCACGCUUUGGUUUUCACUGUGAAUGAGUUCUCUCUUUUAACGGUGACGGUGAUCAUUAGUGUGUUUAUUUUGCUACUUCUUCUUUCUCUGUUUCUGGAAACUAGAAUUAAAAUGAGUAUUGUAUUUUUAUCAUUGUGGGAAUACAGUAAGAAAUAUAUAUGUAAAGACAUAUCUGUUGUAGGUUAUCGUGCUGUCUGUAUGUGAGCCCUCUGAGUAAUGCGUCUUAGAAUAGGGAGCUGAUCUGAGGCCAGUGGGCUUCCUGAUUCAUGGUGUCACUUACAUGAACCUGAUCUUGGGUCAGUUACACUUUUCUAACAUGCUCCAAGAAUAAAGGCUCAGAUUUUAGAACAGCAUCAUCAUGGCAAGUUUGUUAUAACCGCAUAGACGUUUCAGCAGAUUUUGGUAGAAGAUAAAAUACCAGUUUUUAAUGGCUGUCUCAAUACAGAUAUAAUGAUGUCUCAUCAAUUUUAAAAACAAAAAUAGCAAAUUUUAUAUUUCUAAUGUGUAUGCUUAAUAAAUAAUUGUGACAUUU